Acaulospora morrowiae is the source of this 996-nucleotide messenger RNA. The record is from the annotation of a GenBank genome assembly. NCBI's taxonomy places the organism in Eukaryota, Fungi, Glomeromycota, Glomeromycetes, Diversisporales, Acaulosporaceae.
AUGGAGGAAAUAGCAUCAAAUAAUACAAUAAAUCAGACGGAGUCAAGUUCAGACAUAGAGUACGAAAAAAAUGGGCACCACGGAACGAUGGCUCUUAUUUUAUUAGGUGCACUAUUUAGUUUCCAAUUUUUGAUACUUUUCUGGAAACAAAAACAUCAACGUUCCUUCCAGGCGGUUACACUCUUUGGCUUAUGGUUGAUGCCGAUGUAUAUUUUUGGAUUCCAAGCUAAAUUCUGGCGAUUUUUAACUAUUUGGACAUGUUAUUCGUUGGUUAAUUCAUGGGUCUUAUACAUGGCGUCCAGGAAACCUUUAGACCAUAAGACUCCAAGAUUAGUUUAUAAGUGGUAUUCUGUAGUUUACAAAGUUUCAUACGCCGUGGGUAUAACUGGUUACUCCAUCAUAAUGCUUACAUUCUUUGGAAUUAUUCAAUUAAUCUACACCGGUCCUGAAGUUACCGAAUUCGGGCUUUUACUUUUGUGUUAUGGGUUAUAUUUCGGCGUGUUAAGUAGAGACUUUGUGGAAAUAUGUACCGAUAGUAUGACAUCUACUCUCGGAUAUUACAAUAAAGAUGGAUUUCCGCGUAAACAUCUUAGGGCAAACAUAUGUGCUAUAUGCGGCGUGGCUGCGACCGAGGCGAGUGAGAUUGGAGAAAAACAGCAGGUCGUUCGAUUCACGGGAGAAAAUCGACAUGAUUCGCAAUUAACAGAAGACAAACAGCAUGCCCUUCAAAUUCCAGGAAAGCAACGCGUUUUUCAACUAGCAUGUAGACACGUUUUUCACGAUGAAUGCAUACGUGGAUGGUGUUUGAUAGGAAAAAAAGAUAUUUGUCCUUAUUGCAAGGAAAAGGUUGAUAUGAAAGAAUUCAAAACCAAUCCGUGGGACACGCAACAACAGCUUUAUCUCAGUCUCUUAGACGGCGUGCGCUAUCUCGUUGUGUGGCAACCUGUAAUUUUUGCACUUGUACAAUUGGCCUAUCAUUUGAUGGGUCUGAACUAG